AUGGGUAGUAUUGUUGUUGAGACUAUGUAUAGGUUUGACAUGGUUGAGCUGUUUGAGUCUGAGGGUAAUCAUUGUACUACCAACAAGUCUGGGCUUCAGACCAUUGAGAGUGCAUAUCUGAUGACCCUUGCAUUCACAUCAAUUAUGUCAAUCUUUAUCAUUGAAAGGAUCGACGACAAGAAGGGAACAGUCUCUAUCAUUCCCCUUGUUCUGACGGGUAUAAUAAGCAUUUUCUAUUGGAGGCAAGAAUGCAAGAUCUAUGCACUUGUCCAGUUUGUUCCCUGCGUUGUCAUUCCUAUAAUGGCUAUCUUAUUGCCUCCAAUGUAUACGCAUUCAGAUUAUUGGCUUUGGGCUGCAGCAUUUUAUCUCUUGGCUAAAAUAGAAGCAGAAGACAAACCGAUCUAUAAAUGGACUUCUCAUGUUGUCAAUGAGCAUACUCUUAAGCAUUUAUUUGCUGCUAUGGUUCCUCUUUUCUUGACACUCAUGCUUUCCAAGAGGAGAAUUGCUCCUGAGAGGUCAGCUUCCAUCUGA
Molecule: messenger RNA, 531 nt
Organism: Nelumbo nucifera (sacred lotus)
Lineage: Eukaryota; Viridiplantae; Streptophyta; Magnoliopsida; Proteales; Nelumbonaceae
Source: RefSeq, a predicted model, not a curated record